This is a messenger RNA of Rosa chinensis, 369 nucleotides long. Its product is annotated as protein BPS1, chloroplastic-like. Bases 1 to 369 code for a protein of 122 amino acids. The transcript has a single exon. Lineage: Eukaryota; Viridiplantae; Streptophyta; Magnoliopsida; Rosales; Rosaceae. The record is from RefSeq and is a predicted model, not a curated record.
AUGUGGGCACAAGCAUUUAAUGACUUACAGAGUAAUGUAAAUGGGGAAAUUAGAAAUAUACUUUCUAGUGGUAGAGUUACGGUACUAAAAGAGCUGGAAGCAGUUGAUGGUAUUGUGAAGCACUUGUAUCCUAUGAUCCAAGAUGACGUGGCCCUCGCAGAAGAAGAAGCAUUCAAGAAUUCUACUUCAGAUUUAGAAAGGAAGGCACAGAAUCUUUCCCAAGGACUUGAUCUUCUGACCAAGGAAGUGGAUGGGUUUUUCCAAAUCCUUUUGACUGGACGCGAAGCCUUGCUUUCUAAGCUGAGAUCAGGUGGAGCAGUCUCUGACCAGAUGAUGAUGGGAAAUGUAGAAGGGCAGGUUGUGAGGUGA